Molecule: messenger RNA, 3211 nt
Organism: Thamnophis sirtalis
Lineage: Eukaryota; Metazoa; Chordata; Lepidosauria; Squamata; Natricidae
Source: RefSeq, a predicted model, not a curated record
AGGAUUUGGAAAGAAAACAUGGACUUUUUGUGGAACUCCAGAAUACGUAGCCCCAGAGAUCAUUCUGAACAAAGGUCAUGAUAUUUCAGCAGACUACUGGUCACUGGGAAUCUUAAUGUAUGAACUUUUGACUGGCAGGUGGUUUGAAGGCUUUAACUGGGAAGGUUUAAGAAAAGGUACAUUGACACCUCCUAUUGUACCAAGUGUUGCAUCUCCGACCGAUACAAGCAAUUUUGAUAGCUUCCCUGAGGACAACGAUGAACCACCACCUGAUGACAACUCAGGAUGGGACAUAGACUUUUAAUUGUUUUUUCUCUUACCUGCUUCUGCCUUGCUGAAGACAGCUUCCUGAGACAUGGCUGCCAGCAGACCUGAAAGAUUUGGGAAGGAUUCAUGCUCGGGGUCACCAUGAUGCCUUGAUUGAUGCUGCUACAGUAAUUACAGUGGCAUUAGGACUUCUUGUUUAGAUGACAAUAGUGCUCUUCACAUGUUUUCUGUUUGAAUUUAACACAGCAGUUGACAUGGUGGUCCUGAAGCAAAACUUUUUUUCAUUGAUGAUUUACAUGUGUUUUCUAUCAUGGUACCGAACAUGCUAUUGCCUCCAUUACGAUUUGAAAGUUCGUAGAAUAAGAUGCACAUAAUUCUAGCUGUUAAGUUCAUUUCUCUUUAUUGAUAAAUAUAUUCCAAGCUGUUUUAAGUGCUGUAGCCGAUUCUAUGCUUGUAGAAUCAAUGGUUACAGUAACUGGGGUACCCCCCCAAACUGCAGGUUGAGUGCAUUGAGCCUCUUAAAGAAGGCCAGUGUGUUAAACUAAGGAGGACCAGAAAAAAAAAAUGGAGCUCGUGUCAAAGCAGUGCUAUAAUUUGUCUUUCUUUUCAAGCAGUACACAAGACAAGAAUGAAUGUUACCUUUCUUCAUUUUUAGUUCUGAUCACGCUUUUCUUCCCUACUGAUAACCAGAAGCACAACUGCUACACUUCCUGUGAAACUGUUAAGCAAAUGUGGGUCAGUCAAUCCUCCAGUCCCAUGUCUUGAGAAUUUACUUUUUAUUGUUUCUUUUGGGGAUUACGGAUACGUAAGAGCAUGUGGGGGGGAAAAAAUUAUUCGUUUUACGUAUAUGCUAUAACCAUCUUUUAAAAGAAAAAAAGGAAGAAUGCUUAUUCAGAGGUCCUAAAAAUGAGAUAUUAACCAACUGUAAAUAUUAGGCCUUUUUAGUUGCUCUAAAAUAACUAUCACAUUGAGAGCCCCCCGAAGUUGCAAAAUCCACUGCAUUAUUAUAUAGGUGCUAUGUAGAUCUUUCAUCUGUGAAAGAAAACAAACUUCCACACUCAUUUUUCAGAAGAAAAAAAAAGAUGUAGCAAGAAAUUUCACUGUCAGUUAGAACUGUAUGAGUGGGUGUAUUCCUAUGCACACUUAUACGUGGGUGAUAUAUGUAUAUAUACAUAUUUUUAAUGCUACUGUGCAGUACUGCCCUCAUUUUCUUUUCUUUUCUAUUUUUCCAGAUCCCACAAGUAUUUUAUUUAUUUUCCCCAAAGAUAAUUAGUUCAUCUUUCCUUGUAAAAUAUAACUCCUACAGAUCAGCCUACAGACAUGGAACAAUGUAAUUGAAAUGGGAUACUUCGAUAUGCCUUUCCUUUCAAAAGGAGGAUUAAAUUCACUUUUAAAUGUGUCCCGUUGAAGUGGACAAGUCUUUAAAUGGGUCCAUCUGAAUGAUGAAUUACAUCUACCAGUUAUGAAUCUUUUAAUGGUCAGUGCUACAGACUAAUUUGUCCAUGCUUGUUAGGAGAAUCCAACAUGUUCAGAGGACAGAAAUGUCAGAAAGGCUAUUAUAGAUAACAAUUUUCGAGGCAAUUCCAGCAAUGACUUCCAUGUAUCAGUAUAACUUUGUUAGCAUUUCUCAAUACGCUGCUGAAGUAGUCUUGCAUCUGUGACAGUUUCUUAAAUUAGUUCCACGAAGAGAUAACCAACAGCCACAUUUAUAGAAUGUCAAUUUCCUUUGGAAUUCUCUCCAGAUUUCUCUGAAUCCAUAAAUAAAUUUAUACCUCUAGUUUUGUCACCAUGCAUUAAUUUAGUUUGCUUCCCAUUAUCUUUUCCCCAUUGCCUAAUACCAUUCUGUUUACUUACUUCGCCCUAUUCAGCAUCUCAAAUCCUAUUAAUGAGGACCAGAUUCAGACCACGUUAUUAUCUUAUAUAGGCUAUAAUGCUAUUGCAUUUUACUGGAAAUGAAUUCCACUGAUGGUCACAUCCGAUUAGACAUAUGCAAGUUUAUAUUUUUCUUUUACUCUGAAAUUUAUGAAAUAUGAAUUAUGACUAGCUUGCGCCAUUAAUUUCAUUAUUUUAAUUAUUUAACAAUGCAUUUCAUUAUUUUAGUUAUAUUAUAAGCAUGUGCUUAUGCAGAAGUAAGACCCUACUUUGUUCAACAGAACAUAUUCUGAAAUAGGUAUCUAUAGGGUUGUUAUCUUAGUCUGGAUCUAAUCCAGUUUGCAUAACUUAGAAUUUCCCUGUCGUUGGACAGGGCUAUAAAAUGAACUUGAAGCGAAACACUGGCUGUUCCAUACAUUGCACUGGAUUAGCAUUAUAUCUAAAAUUGUCAAAGUUAGUUUUCCUCAUAAUUGAUGCUUUAGAGAUUAGCGCCAAAACAUCCAGAAAUGAAUGGCUACUUCCAAUUAUCACCAAUGAUUCAAUGAAAAAAGUCCUCUAGGCUAAUACAUUAGAAAACAAUAUAUGAGUUUGAAGGAUUAAAAAAAACCCGAAGAGACGAUAAUCUCUUUGUAAUAUUUUCACAUAUUUUAUACAAACUUGUGGCUUAUUUUUAAGAUAUUUAGGGGAGGGGGGUUGGUGGGGGGGAUACUGUUUGUCUGUUCCUACUGAUGGCUUCCACCAAAAAUAAUAAUAAAGAACCAGCAUCAAACCAGGACUGGUACGAUAUAAUAAAACAGUCCUGGAAAUAGCACUCUGCUUCCAAUAGACAUAGGAUCAGGGGGUAGGAAUCUUUGACGUGGCAUUUAACAUCCAAUCACAUGUACAUCUAUCAGCCUUACUGAAAUGAGUCAAGCUUCCAAACCUUAGUAAAGGUAAAUCUUUUUAAUUGACUUAGUUACUGAGAAGAGCAAGCAAUAGGCCAUUGUAAUUUUCUGAUAUAUGUGUGUAUGUGUGUGUGUGUGUGUGUGUACGUACAUACAUACGCAUAAAUACACACACAUGUGUGUGUACG